AUGGCGGCCCUGGUUGGACGCAGGGCGCUUUUGCAAGCAUGUAGUUUGCAGUUUACUGACAGUAAUAAUGCGUGCAAACUAGGCUCGUCUUACUUUGCUUCACGACGGUAUGUAUGCUUCGCUAAGUCAAAUUUUCCGCCGCUCGGCUUUGGCGCAGUGGCACGACGGUACAGCUCGGAAGCAAAGGACGAUUUAGUCUUGAGAUAUCUUGACGGAGAAGACUACGGUAUAGUGGUUGUUGGGAUCAACCGACCGAAAGCCAAAAAUGCUAUAAGCAAAAAUCUGGUGAAAAUGAUGUCUGAGGCUGUGGGGGAUAUAAAAAAGAAUAACAAAGUACGCAGUGUAAUUAUAUGCAGUUUAGUUCCAGGAAUCUUUUGUGCUGGAGCAGACCUUAAAGAGAGGGCCAAGAUGCAGCAAAGUGAAGUAGGACCAUUUGUCUCUAAAGCAAGAGCACUCAUCACUGACUUGGGUAACCUACCAAUGCCAACCAUAGCUGCACUGGAUGGCGCUGCCUUAGGAGGAGGCUUGGAAAUGGCCCUGGCGUGCGACAUCAGAGUUGCCUCAAAUACUGCAAAAAUGGGACUUGUUGAGACAAAACUUGCUAUCAUUCCUGGGGCAGGUGGUACGCAACGCCUUCCCAGGGUGGUUGGCGUGUCUCAUGCUAAAGAGUUAAUCUACACUGCCCGGGUGGUAGAUGGAGCAGAAGCCUGCCGCUUGGGUCUGGUCAGUCAUUCUGUGGAGCAGAAUAAGAACGGGGAUGCUGCCUACCUGCGUGCGUUGGAGCUCGCACGUGAGAUUAACCCUCAGGGUCCAAUUGCUGUCAGGAUGGCAAAACUGGCCAUCAAUCAGGGUAUAGAGGUGGAUCUGUCCACAGGUUUGGCUAUUGAAGAAGCAUGCUAUGCCCAAGUAAUACCCACUAAAGAUCGACUGGAGGGUUUGGCUGCAUUCAAGGAAAAGAGGCGUCCUAACUACAAGGGAGAGUGA
Messenger RNA from Nerophis lumbriciformis (worm pipefish), 984 nucleotides. NCBI's taxonomy places the organism in Eukaryota, Metazoa, Chordata, Actinopteri, Syngnathiformes, Syngnathidae. The record is from RefSeq and is a predicted model, not a curated record.